AUGGCAGAGAGCAUCCCAAAACCAUCCAGCCCCCUCCUCCCUCAUACGAGCUCACCGAGGCCUCCGCUGGGCAUCAUCAAGACCAUCUCGAUCGCCCGCGCCAUCUUCGGCGGCGCAUGUAUCUUCACACCCCACCUCAUCACGCAAAUGUUCCAACUGCCUCUUCCCCGAGGCACCGAGCUGUUCCCACGACUGUUCGGCGUGCGCGACUUGGUGGUCGGAGAGCUGCUGUGGCUCACAUUGCGCGGUGAACGCACGGAAGAACAACUGAAGCAAAUCCGCCGUGUGGUGUGGGCCAAUAUUGCGAUCGAUUCGAUUGAUGUGGUGUCGACGAUCUGGGAGUUUGCAAUGGGAAGGAUUGCCGGCGAGGCGGCGCUGGUGACGGGCGGUGGAGCCGCGGUGUUUGCGGCAGUUGGGGCCGCUGGGCUGUAUCAGAUUGGCUGGUGA
Eremomyces bilateralis CBS 781.70 is the source of this 447-nucleotide messenger RNA. RefSeq lists its product as uncharacterized. The coding region runs from base 1 to 447 and encodes 148 amino acids. The transcript has a single exon. Lineage: Eukaryota; Fungi; Ascomycota; Dothideomycetes; Eremomycetales; Eremomycetaceae. The record is from RefSeq and is a predicted model, not a curated record.